Molecule: messenger RNA, 1695 nt
Organism: Heterobasidion irregulare TC 32-1
Lineage: Eukaryota; Fungi; Basidiomycota; Agaricomycetes; Russulales; Bondarzewiaceae
Exons: 3
Coding region: 1-1695 (564 amino acids)
Cellular component (GO): mitochondrion
Molecular function (GO): GTP binding; GTPase activity
Source: RefSeq, a predicted model, not a curated record
AUGAUCAACUGUUUCCAGUUGCAGACACUCGCGCACAUCCUUCGACGUCCAUGCUGUAGUGCCCGGCGAUACGCGUCUUCGCCCUCUUCGGAGCCAUCAGGUUCUCGAGCACAGGGAUCACAACAGACAGACGAGGACGCGCUAAGAGAGGCAUUGUUUCGCAAGAGAAAGACAGACUGGAAACGGAGACAAGGUGGACAAACUUUUCUUGACCAUCUAGUUAUCAAUAUCCGUGCUGGCAGAGGAGGGGACGGAUGCGUUGCUUUUCAUAGGGAGAAGUUUGUGCCAUAUGGACCUCCGUCUGGUGGAAACGGUGGUCGCGGAGGAGAUGUCUACAUUCUUCCAACACCUCAUCUAACCUCACUGUCCACUGUUCCCAGAAAAAUUCGCGGUGAACCCGGCGCAAACGGAAUGGGCACAUGGCAGAACGGCAGAAACGGCGCGCCAUUAGUUAUCAGGGUUCCGCUAGGGACAGUUGUGCGUGAGCUUACGGGCGACGACCCACUGCGUCAGAAAAAUGAGUGGGAAUCGGAGCAGGAGAGCUACGAGGGCUUGGAAAAGGAGGAUCGGAAGCAGAAGUGGCGAGAGCGUCGGUGGGUGCAUUAUCCGGAAUACGAGGACGACAACGUAGAGCGUUCGGCGUUCAAAGAAGCCGAGUGGAAUCUCGUCAAGGCCGAGCGGGAAAUGCGGAUCGCGCGAAAACAGCGCGCCGCUCAGCCCAUCUCGCUGGAUCUUGAUACGAUGCAGAACGCGGAACAACCAGUGGAGGCGCCUCUUGGUCAGGGCAAACAUGAGCACUUGGGGCAUCUGGUGGCCACAGGCGGGCCGGGCGGGUACGGCAACCCUCAUUUUCUCUCAACGACAAAUCGUUCACCCAAGUUCGCGACGCGCGGGUAUGACGGCGAGCGCGUGACGCUUGCCCUGGAGCUGAAAAUUUUGGCCGACAUUGGAUUCGUAGGCAUGCCGAAUGCGGGGAAAAGUACGCUUUUGCGGGCUCUCACGAGAGGACGGGCGAAGAGCGAAGUCGCGAGCUACGCAUUUACCACGCUGAAUCCAGUCGUGGGAGUGGUCCGCGUUGCAGGGGAUGGGACGCUCCUCGGCAAUGACCAGGAGAUGGUCCAUGAUGAGACGUGGAUAGAAGAAGAACGAGAAAAGGAACUGAUGGAGAGCGGCGCUUAUGCGGAAGCACGGACACGAAACCAAUUGAAGCUGGACAAAGAGGAAGCUGAGGGAUUUGUGCCUGGGGCGGUGGAGAGUUUCCGCUUUACUAUCGCGGAUAAUCCUGGACUGAUCUCGCAGGCGUCCGAGAACGUUGGGCUUGGACACUCGUUCCUGCGAUCUAUGGAGCGUUCGCUGGCCCUGGUUUACGUUGUCGACUUCUCGGACCCAGCCCCGUGGGACGAAAUUCGGGUCUUGCGCGAAGAGCUGGAGAAGUACAAGCCGGGCAUGAGCAACAAGGCGCGGAUGGUCAUCGCUAACAAGGCAGAUUUAUUCGGAGCGUCAGGGGAUGCAGCAGAGGUAGAAGCUGCGAGACAGAAGCUCAGUCAGUUAGAAGAUUUCGUCAAGCGGGAGCUGAGCGUCGACGGACGGACGUUGGAUGUGGUGCCGGUAUCCGGCAAAUACAGUCAAAACUUAGGAAAGAUCGCGCACCUAAUGCAACGCUAUGUUGAGGCCGCCAGGAUAUCUCCUCCAUGA